UCAAGGGGAAUUGGGAAACUCUCUCUCUCUCUCUCUCUCUCUCUCUCGGGGGCGUGUUCAAGAGUGCAGGUUUAUCAUUAACGUUACUGUUAUUUGGUCGUGAGACACUUGUCAAACACCUGACUGCUCACAACAGCCCUUCAGCCUUUUACCAAGAUGCAGAAGUGGGUUGUGAUCUGUUGGGCUGUCCUGGCUCUGGUUGGUGCUGAUGAGUGUCCAGAUGGGGGAAGAUGUAAAGACGGUCAAACCUGCUGCAACAACCCGACCAACGGCUAUGAAUGCUGCCCGUUUGAUCAGGCUGAGUGCUGUGGGGAUCACAUGCAUUGCUGUCCUGGGGGAACAAUCUGCGAUAGAGCCACAUCCAGCUGUGUGAAUGCUACUGUGUCCAUCCCCUGGGUGGAAAGAGCUUCUGCAGAUCAACCCAGACUCUCUAAAUCCUUCAGGAUGAUCAAGACAUACAUGGGAGAGGAAGACGACAACAUCUGUCCCGAUCAGUCACGAUGCCCACCUGAGUUUUCCUGUCUGAGGGCUUUGACAAAGUUUGGCUGCUGUCCCCUAGCUCAGGGAAUCCCCUGCUCUGAUGGGAAACACUGCUGUCCUGAGGGCCACCAGUGCAGUUCAGACAGCCGGUCCUGCAUCAAAAAAGAGCUUGUGACUACAGUUCUGUGCGGCGACGGAGUGUCAGAGUGUCCAGAUGAAACCACCUGCUGUGAAACCGUAGAUGGCAAGUGGGGAUGCUGCCCCAUGCCAAAGGCUGUGUGCUGCGAUGAUAAGACACACUGCUGUCCUGAAGGGACCUCAUGUGAUAUUGAACACAGUAAAUGUAUUUCCUCAUCAACCAAAAAAGAUAUGCCGAUGUGGGCCAAAUUCCCUGCUAGGAUGAGAGCAGAGUGGGAGAACAAGAAAGAAGGUGAACAUGUUACAGCACGGACAGUUCACGAUGGCGGCUCUGAAAAAGUCCCUGAAGUCACCCCAGUGAAUGCAGUUCCUCCUCCAGAGAAGGAAGUGUCCGUGUCAUCUGUUACUAAGGCAGCUGCAGGGAAUGAUGUCCCGUGCGAUGAUACUGUAGCCUGUCCUGAUGGCACCACCUGCUGUAAGACCCAAGAGGGCGGCUGGGCUUGCUGUCCUCUCGUAGAGGCUGUUUGUUGUGAAGAUUUCAUUCACUGCUGCCCAAAAGGUAAGAAAUGCAACCUGGCUGCACAGACAUGCGAUGACCAAACAUAUUCUGUGCCGUGGGUCAAGAAGGUACCCGCAAUCCCCAGGCAGGGCGCAAAGGUGGGGGAUGUUGCAUGUAACGCCACCGCCAGUUGUCCUGAUGGCACCACCUGCUGUAAGACCAAAACUGAAGAAUGGGCCUGCUGUCCUCUACCUGAGGCGGUCUGUUGUGAUGACCAUGAACACUGCUGCCCUACUGGGACCACGUGUGACCUGACCACGUUUACCUGUACGAGCACAGGCUCAACACCCAUGCAACGUAAGAUACCUGCAUUUGCCACGGCGGCACCGGCUACAGUGGCGACUUCAACCCAAAGUACAGUAGUGACAACCAGGCAGCAAAAAGAGGAGGAGAAGAAGGAGCCUGUACAGGACAAGGUGAUGACUGAGAAGGAGGAUAAAGAAGGGAAGGGCGGGAUUCACUGUGAUGCCCGCACCAGCUGUCCUGAACGCACCACCUGCUGCUUCAUGGUCUCGUCUAAAAAGUGGGGCUGUUGCCCGCUGCCAGAGGCGGUGUGCUGCGCUGAUGGAAACCACUGCUGCCCCACCCACUACAAGUGCAACGAGAAAGAGACCUCUUGCGUCAAAGGAGAAGUGGUGAUUCCCUGGUACACCAAGCUUCCAGCCACCACCAGCAUCCAGGCUGAGUCCAGCGCUGUGCAGUGCGACGACGAUCAGAAGCAAUGCCCCGAACACACCACCUGCUGCCAGCUGCCCACGGGCGAGUGGGGCUGCUGCCCGCUACCAAAUGCUGUGUGCUGCCCAGAUAAGGAGCACUGCUGCCCACAGGGUUACACCUGUAACAGCGCCUCUAACUCUUGUCAGAAGGUCAUCAUGCUGCAGCUGGAGACUCUCCCGCUAACACAGGUGUUUCUGCCCGAGCACCAGCCCCGGCUCAGUCCCUUAAAGCACAGAAACGUCCCGUGUGAUGAAACUACCAGCUGCGAAGAUGGACAAACCUGCUGCAGGACGUCCGCUACUACAUGGGGCUGCUGUCCAUUUCCUGAUGCGGUGUGCUGCAGCGACAUGAAGCACUGCUGUCCCGCCGGCUACACCUGUACUGAAACUGGAGACUGCACCCAGAACACCAAGCUCACCUGGCACAACUGGCACGUGUUCUUCGCCAACAGAAAGAGAGCGCUGAUUGUGUGAAAACACUGUACUGUUAAUUGUUUCUGCAUGCAACGCACUAAUGGAAAAUAAUUGAAAGGGAUUUUAUGAUAAUUUUUAAAUGCUUUGUUCUUAGAGCAUCGUAGUAAUGAAGAAGGAGAUUGAAUUCCACUUGGGGUUAAGAUGUAAUGUUCAUAGGUCAUUAGUAUUAUUAAAAUACUAAUGACCAAGUUUUCUACUUGAAACUCGACUCCAUCCAUAAAAAACAACUGAAACACUCCUUAGGCAAUAUGAUUUUAUUAAUUCAGUCAUCUGUUUCUGUACGUUCUGCUUCAGCUGCCUUGUGUUACAACGUGCACUUCGCUAUCAAUAAUCAGACACAAUGUGGGGAAUAAUUUUACAUAUGAUCUAAUAUACAAAUAUGAAUCUGGUGUGGCACAGUUUCCUGGUCAGUACUUGGUUUAUCCAAGUGUUUAGAUAUAUGUGGCAUAAUUUGUAAUGAUUUCUUGAUUUGUCAUCUUUCCUGGAAUGAAAACUAAUAAACAACAUUUGAUGUUACAGUA
Molecule: messenger RNA, 2888 nt
Organism: Micropterus salmoides (largemouth bass)
Lineage: Eukaryota; Metazoa; Chordata; Actinopteri; Centrarchiformes; Centrarchidae
Gene: grna
Product: granulin a
Exons: 14
Coding region: 157-2367 (736 amino acids)
Cellular component (GO): extracellular region
Source: RefSeq, a predicted model, not a curated record